AUUUUCCAUAAAUACAUGCAACAAAUGCAUGUUUACACUGAACAGGAAUUCAAAGAGGAAGACCCUAUAUAAAGAUCUAUUUAUGUGUGCAAGUGAUUUUUUGGUCGUUAAGUAUAGGUGCCAUAUAUGUUGGAUAUAAUAGUAAGGGAAUAAAUUUAUAAAAUAUGAGUAUUUUUCCUACUUGAAAUGUUAGGUAAAGAUGUUAAGUACUCAAAAGCUGCAAGUUUGUAUAUUUUGAGUAUACUGUCACAGAUUCUCUAUUUUAAGAAUAGAUGAGGAAGCCUCUCUUAUAAGCUAGUCUAAAUAGUUCUAAGCUCUAUCCUCAAAGAAUACUUUUCAAAUAGUAUACACAUUUGGACAGUCCUUUUUAAAAAUUUCAUUUGUGUUAAAAAUCAACCCAAGUGAUUUACUUUUGACCUGUCAUUUCCUGUCUUCUUCUUUUUCUUCUUUUUUAAAAAAUUAGGCCAGUCUUCAGAGACCUGAGAUUAAACUUGAAUCACUAAAAGAAGAUAUUAAGGAAUUCUUUAAAAUAUCAGGUUGGGAGAAGAAACUUCAGAAUGCUGUUUAUAGUGAACUUAGUGUGUGAGUUUUCCCACACUGUUUUGAGAUACUGUUUGGUUUAGCUAUAUUUACUUUAUUUCCUUUACCAAGUCAUCCUGCUGCACCUCCUGAGCAUCUUAAAGAACCUUUGGUAUACAUGAGGAAGGCACAGGGAAGUUGGGAAAAAAGAAUUUUGAAGAGUUUAAAUAGUAUGUGCACUGAACUGAGUAUCCCAUUGGCACGAAAGAGGCCAGUUGGAGAACAAAAAGAACUUCUUAAUAAAUGGAAUGAAAUGGGAACUGAUGAACCAGAUUUAAGCCUUUUCAGACCUGUUUAUGCACCUAAGGAUUUUCUUGAGGUAUUAAUUAAUCUUCGCAACCCAAAUUAUGAAAAUGGUGAUUCUCUUAGUUUCAGGACUCAUUUGGGUUUAAUCCAAGUUCCUCUGAAAGUAAAAGACAUCCCUGAAUUGAAAGAAUGCUUUAUAGAACUUGGCUUAAAUACAGGACAACUGGGAAUAGAUGAUUCUACACAAGUGCCUCCUGAACUUUUUGAAAAUGAGCAUGUACGUAUUGGGCAGAAAGUUCUAGCAGAACAAGAUAGUGCUGCGGCUCAACAGUAUGUAAGACAAGGCAGUCCCACUGCACUGAGAGCUGAACUGUGGGCUCUCAUUCUGAAUAUUUCCAGUCAACCUGAGGAUAUCUUGUAUUAUGAGCAGCUUAAGACCAAUGUGAUACAACAUGACCUUUUGGUGGACAGUCUAAUUUAUAAAGAUGUGAAGUUGACAGCAAGCAAUGAUGAUUAUUAUUUUGUAUUUGAAGAUUAUUUAUAUCAGGUAUUACUCUGUUUUUCCCGGGAUACAUCUGUAUUGAGUCACUUUGCAUAUAACAGUGCUUCACCACCGAAAUCGUAUAUAAGAGGAAAACUGGGACUAGAAGAAUAUGCUGUCUUUUAUCCACCAAAUGGUGUUAUCCCUUUUCAUGGAUUUUCAAUGUAUGUUGCACCACUUUGUUUUCUAUACCAUGAACCUUCCAAAUUGUAUCAGAUAUUCCGUGAGAUGUAUGUACGUUUUUUCUUCAGACUUCAUUCCAUUUCUUCUCAUCCUUCUGGUAUUGUGUCACUCUGUUUGCUGUUUGAAACUCUUCUUCAAACUUAUCUUCCCCAGCUCUUUUAUCAUCUACGAGAAAUUGGGGCACAACCACUUCGCAUAUCAUUUAAGUGGAUGGUUCGAGCUUUCUCUGGAUACUUAGCUACAGAUCAACUCUUGCUUUUGUGGGAUAGAAUCCUCGGAUACAACUCUCUGGAAAUUCUUGCUGUCCUGGCAGCUGCCGUGUUUGCUUUCCGAGCAGUGAACCUGAUGGAGGUGACAUCACUGGCCGCAGCUGAAGCAGUUCUUGCUGACCUUUCUACUUUAAAAGUUAUGCCUCUUCUUCAGAUUUUUCUGUUUGCUACUGUCACCUGAUCUUCUUCAAGGUCACUGACAACAAAUCUAGUUUUUCAUUAGAAACUAAUCAUGAACUAUGCAAACUCUGCAUAAAACCAAAAUUAAACUUUGCAUAUAAGCCAAUAAAGAUCAUGUUCCCUCCUCAGUUAAA
Messenger RNA from Microcebus murinus (gray mouse lemur), 2132 nucleotides. RefSeq names its product TBC1 domain family member 19 (gene TBC1D19). The record is from RefSeq and is a predicted model, not a curated record. NCBI's taxonomy places the organism in Eukaryota, Metazoa, Chordata, Mammalia, Primates, Cheirogaleidae.